AUGUCCCUCCAUCAGUCGGUGCGGACAUUUCGCCUCUUUGAGAUCUUACGAAGCGGGGAUAUAACUGCGAUCUCAAAGGCCAUCAAGGAGACCAGGGAAUCGCAGGGCCCUGACACCCUCUCCGGAACGACGGUACUUCAUCUUGCGAUCCAAUGUGCUGAACCGCAAGUUGUCGAGUAUAUAUUGUCCGCGAGUGAUGAAUUGGACGUAAACGUGCGUGAUCACGAUGGCAACACACCUCUUCAUUUGGCCGCCCAACUUGGACGUGGCCCCGUGGUUCGCGAAUUGCUGAAUCGACCUUCGCUCAACGACGCAAUCGUUAACUACUGUGGCCAGACGCCUCUCGAUAUCGCACGCACCCCGGAGAUUUUCCAGCAACUUCAGCUUGCCCGCUCGCUUUUCAUCGAUGCCAAGACUAGAGAGAUUCAGGUUCUCGUCUCCCACAAUGAUUAUGACGGGCUAGAGAAGGUGCUUGAGGAGCCUCGUGUCGAGGGAAUAUUGGACGUCAACAGUCUAGACCUAGUCACAGAUUCUGUUACCGCUCAGUCUGGGGGUACUCUACUUCACGAAGGAGCGCGGAAAAAAGAUACUAAAUUGAUUCAAAUCCUGUUAAUGCAUGGGGCCGACCCUUUCCGUCGUGACAAGAAGGGCAAGUUGCCGCAGGAUGUUACUAAGGAUGACCGGACCCGUGCGAUUGUCAAGAAAUCACCCGCAGCAGUCGUCGCGCAACGUGGUAUACAGGAAAGGGCAAUUCUUGGGGCCAGCGCGACUCAGGGUACUCCCGGUCGCUCUGGCGCAAUUGAAGCGCCGUUCGCCGGCAAGGAUGCGCGUGAAAUGAAAGGUUAUCUGAAAAAAUGGACCAAUUAUACAAGUGGCUAUAAACUGCGAUGGUUUGUUUUGGAGGACGGCGUCUUAAGCUAUUAUAAGCACCAAGAUGAUGCGGGCUCCGCCUGCCGAGGCGCGAUCAACAUGAAGAUUGCUAGGCUCAACAUGGAUUCUCAAGACAAGACCCGGUUCGAAAUCCACGGGAAGUCUUCUGUCAAAUAUCACCUGAAAGCAAACCAUAUUGUCGAGGCGAAGCGCUGGUUUUGGACUCUAAACAAUGCCAUUCAAUGGGCUAAAGACGAGGCGAAGGAGGAAGAGAGGCGCCAAACAAGACAUGCAGAAGUAUUCCGGCUGGCUAAAAUGGGGCAGGCCGAGGGUCGACAGUCUGAGACCAUUUCAGAGUCAGGUAAAGGCCUUGCACCUUCAUCUAUCAACGUGCCGAGUAGCAGUGGCACCCGACUCAGCACGUAUGCGUCUCAUACAACAUUAGCGAGCGCUCCUGAAGAUGAGGAUGGCUCGAUGUACGGGUCAUUAGAAAACACCGCUCCAUCACACGAAGUGAAUCGGGUAGGCAGCAAUGUAGCCUCAGCUCCUGAUUUCGACGACGGCGAAGACGAUGAUUACGCAUCCAGCCAUGAUGUGCCACCCGCAGACAAAGAUGCCAUGGAUAUCACCGCCCAGUCGACGAAACUUCAGCUUGAUAUAUUGGCAGACGUUACUUCUUCUUUACAGGCAGAAAAAUCAAAGAACCCAACUAUGUCUCUUUCAGAUCCGGCCGUUGAUCAAGCUUUAUGCGCCUAUGAGGCAGCGGUGAGCAGUUUACAAGGGCUGAUACAGAGUCUCUCGAAAAUAUCCAGGGAUCGUGAUGCGUACUGGCAGUAUCGACUGAAUCGGGAGGCACAUCUGCGCAAAAUGUGGGAAGAAAGCAUGGCAAGGAUUGCACAGGAACAUGAGGAGCUCCAGUCCCGGAUGGGUGAGUCCGAGGAGAAGCGUAGGCGUACUAAACGGGCGCUCAAGGAAGCCUUGGAGUCAACAGUCACGAGCCGUGCGGUUAGUAAAGCUCCCUCUCGCAUCCAAGCCACCAGUGAAGACAUGGACGAUGUGGAAAGUGAGACUCAAGAGCCAGCGCCUUUAUCACAGUAUGUGGUGCAAGGACAUGAAAGCUCGCUUGGCCACAAAAAGUCGGCCAUCUCUCUCAUGGACAAAUUUUAUGACUCGGAGUCGGGCAAUGAGGAUGAGUUUUUUGAUGCCAUCGAUUCUGGGGAGAUUCAAGCAGAGGACCUUGCCGCAGAAGUGAAUGAGGAGAACUCCCAACAAGAGAGCAGUAAGCUUCGAAUGUUGAAGCGAGUGGAAAUCGCCCCAUCGUUCACGGGAUACGAAGAGCCCGUAAGACAGAGACUCAAAAUGGACUACGAUAACCGACCAAGGAUUUCGCUCUGGGGUAUAUUGAAGUCUAUGAUAGGCAAAGAUAUGACGAAGAUGACUCUCCCCGUUUCGUUCAAUGAGCCCACUUCGCUACUUCAACGUGUGGCGGAAGACCUGGAAUACGCAGACCUUUUGGAUAUUGCAGCCGACCGACCCGAUUCGAUGGAACGUCUGGUGUACGUCGCCGCGUACGCUGCGAGCGAAUACGCCUCGACUAUUGGCCGUGUAGCCAAACCAUUCAAUCCUCUUCUGGGUGAGACAUUUGAGUAUGUGCGGCCCGACAAAGGUUACCGGUUCUUUAUCGAACAGGUCAGCCAUCAUCCACCGAUCGGUGCUGCAUGGGCCGAGUCAGCGAAGUGGGACUACUAUGGCGAGUCUGCUCUCAAGUCAAAGUUUUAUGGAAAAUCCUUUGACAUCAAUCUCCUGGGUACUUGGUUCUUGAAGUUACGACCAGCAUCUGGAGGAGAGGAGCUAUAUACUUGGAAGAAAGUAACGUCAUCUGUCAUCGGCAUCAUUACCGGGAACCCCACGGUUGAUAAUUACGGUUUAAUGGAAAUAAAAAACUGGACCACAGGCGAAGUUUGCUAUUUGGAUUUCAAACCAAGGGGAUGGAAGGCUGCAUCCGCAUACCAAGUGGCCGGUAAGGUGGUGGAUCGGGAUGGAUCGCCGAAAUGGAGUAUUGGCGGUAGGUGGAAUGACAAGAUCUAUGCGCGCCAUACCCCGGGGUUUGAGGCACCAGUGUCUGGGAAAGACCCAGAAUCAGCCAAGACGUUUCUGGUCUGGCAAAGCCAUGCUCGUCCGAGCGGAAUCCCAUUUAAUCUGACACCUUUCGUCAUUACACUAAAUGCUCUCCCCGAGGGUUUGAAGGGCUACCUACCGCCUACUGACACACGGCUUCGGCCUGAUCAGCGGGCGAUGGAAGGAGGCGAAUAUGACCUCGCCGCCAGUGAAAAGCAUCGGGUGGAAGAGAAGCAGCGAGCCAAGAGGAGGGAGAGAGAGACUCGGGGCGAGGAGUAUCAACCUCAGUGGUUUAGCAAAGCCAAAUGUCCUGUCACUGGCGAGGAUUACUGGGCGCACAAUGGGCGAUACUGGGAGAGCCGGGCAGCCCGCGACUGGAGCGCCUCUACUGCCUAUGUCACUCCCCCAAGAUACGGCUUUCCCGCUUCGUAUGUGCGGACCUUGAGCUCGCGGGGCAGUGGUCCUUUGGGACCUAAAGCUUCGCAAGGGCCAGUCAAGCGGGGUACUCUUUCAUCCUCCGUAUCAGUCGGGUCAGUGACGCAGAAGGCCAACUCUGCCACUUCAAGCGCUGCGCCGGACGCGCGGGCCCUGUUGAAACCGAACAACCUUUUCCAUCCCUUUUCUCGGUCACCGGCGGCUGAAAUACGACAGCGUGCGGCUUUUAUCAAACAGAAUGCCUUCUGCCCCCAUCCGAGCCAUCAACAGACCCGACUGCCUCACUCCCCUCAUGACCCGGAGUCUCGAAAGAGUCAAGCGAGCUCAGAGUGUCUGCCGCCGGCUCACUCUCAUUUCGAAUGUCCCGACUGUGGUGUCCCGAUCUACUGUUCGGAGGGUCACUGGAUGGAUGACUUCGAGGCUCAUUUAGAAAUUUGUGAGACCAUUAGACAGAUCAAUGAGGACGACCAUGAUUUACGUUCCGGUCGUUUUUUCCCGGAGUUCUCGUACCCGGGACUUCAGGACGACAAUUUUGUCAUCAAUAUGACGAAUUGGGACACCUUUCUCUAUACGCGAGAGUUUGAGGCAAUUAACGAUGACCGGAGCAUGCGGCAGGUGACUAGGAUGCUCACCUAUCCACUCACGAUCGGAAGCGUCUUGCAUGAGCUGAGCCCUUUUAAUGUGCGAAAAGGAGGCAGACUGACUGUCGAGGGUCUCAAGAGUGUGAGCGCGCUCCGGUACACUUUACACCCCCCCAAAACCGGAGAGGGCGUUGAUAUCCAAGGGCUACGCCUGAAGGCCCCGCCAGUCCGUAUUUUUAUUCUGGGUGCCAGGGCCGAGUCCUCGUUGCCUCGUGAAGUCUGGCUUCAGCUCAGCUAUAUUUUCCCACGCUCCCUGAUCCAUCUAAUCUUCAUUGGACCAGAAAGCAUGGCCAAUCGAGAUACAGAGUUUCCCCUUCCCGAGCGCACACCCGAAAACCCGUUCGGCGGUAUUGUGGAAGAUAGACUUGGAGGACAGUUUAAGAUUACGACAUAUGUUGAGUACUUUCACACGAUGUACGAAGCGCAAUAUUUCCAGCCGUUCGAUCCGUACCUGGACUGUGUCAUGCUCUUCCAUCCGGGUCUUGGACAUCCAGCCAGCUCCCAUGAAUGGGAGGAAACGCUUCCGCAACUCCUAGAGACUAAGGUCCCCAUUAUCAGUACGGGGUACACGCAGUGGGACAUGGAGCGCGACAUUAACUGGGUCCGGGAUAAAUGCGCCGGUGAGUUCGAUAUUCUGCUGGAGCCUGGCGAGAACAUCUUCCGCAGUCUACGCUGGGAUCUUAAUGAUCUGGACCCGCAUGAUGUCUCCUGCGGUAAUUGGGGACUUUGGGCGUUCAGAGGAAAGAGAUACGAGGCCACUUUCAAGGAUUCGUAG
Molecule: messenger RNA, 4839 nt
Organism: Aspergillus heteromorphus CBS 117.55
Lineage: Eukaryota; Fungi; Ascomycota; Eurotiomycetes; Eurotiales; Aspergillaceae
Exons: 7
Coding region: 1-4839 (1612 amino acids)
Biological process (GO): piecemeal microautophagy of the nucleus; endocytosis; maintenance of cell polarity
Cellular component (GO): nuclear envelope; intracellular membrane-bounded organelle; membrane
Molecular function (GO): protein binding; sterol binding
Source: RefSeq, a predicted model, not a curated record